GUUUUAAAGAAGCCACUUUGUAUUACAGUCACAGUACCUAUAGCAGUAACGGUUGUGAGAUCCUGCAGCGUCUUUUUAUUAAAUGAAACAAACAUGGGAAGUGUGAUACACGUUUGUUUGUGUUUGUUAGUGCAACUUGUAAUUACACAUUGCAUUGAUGACUUAGAUUCAGUUGUCAUCGAUCUGGAAGAUCCAGAAUCAAAAGCAGAGUGGAAAUUCAAGCGUGAUUCCAAGCAGUUUCUGCUUCAGCCAGUCUUUGGCUAUCCCUUGAUCAAUUACGCGCCUUCUAUAACUCAAAAUUCUGGCCCUUCGUUCUUGGCCUCUGCUGGAUCAUGCUACACUAAUAGAGGAGAACCAGGAUCUUGCAUAGCAUUCCGAAAAUGUUACCCUUUUUUGAAAUUCCCCAAUGUGGAUCCUUGGGUUCUUGGGAUGUACGACACCUGCAGCUACUAUAAUGAGCAAGGGCGACAGCUUUUUGGAGUUUGCUGCUCCGGCCCAGCCGAAACAAGCCCCCAACCUGCUAGUGAGGAUACAAACGACCAAGAAAACUCCAACUCGACUCAAUUGGCAGGAAAUGCAAAAAUUCCAAACUGGCCCCCGCCAUUGCCAACUCAUCCUCCAGACCACACAAUCCCUCCACUUCCAACCCACCCUCCUAAUCCCUCAAUCGGCCAGGCCCCCACCAAACCAUCCUUGAUCAUCACCACUAGGGGAACCACCAAGAAGCCCAAUAAACCAGUGCCAACAAAGACAACUACCUCAAAACCCUCUUAUGAUAUUGGAACGGCUGCUUGUGGGGCUAAGAAUGGGUUCCAGGAUCAGGGGAAAAUUGUCGGAGGACACAACGCUGAUCUUAACGAGUGGCCCUGGAUUGCAGCUCUGUUCAACAGCGGCAGGCAGUUUUGUGGAGGGUCUUUAAUCGAUAAUAUUCACAUUUUAUCUGCUGCACAUUGUGUGGCUCACAUGAGUUCCUGGGAUGUUGCCCGCGUAACCGUUCGAUUAGGAGACUACAACAUUAAAACCAAUUCCGAGGUGAAACAUGUGGAAAAACGAGUCAAACGGGUGGUGAGACACAGAGGAUUUGACUCCAGGACUUUAUACAAUGACAUAGCGAUUCUUACUUUGGAUAGCCCAGUUGAUUUUAGUUCCGUAAUAAGGCCUGUAUGUUUGCCUUCGGCCGGAGCACGAGAUUGGGCUGGAUCAACUGGCACGGUCAUUGGAUGGGGCAGCAUAAGAGAGAGUGGGCCUCAGCCAGCGGUUUUGCAGGAAGUCAACAUUCCCAUUUGGAGUAACAACGAUUGCAGGCAGAAAUAUGGCCAUGCGGCCCCUGGGGGCAUUGUUGACCACAUGCUAUGUGCUGGCCAGGCUAAUAGAGACUCUUGCAGUGGGGACUCAGGAGGUCCUCUAAUGGUCAACAGUGGCAAAUGGACACAAGUGGGCAUUGUGUCCUGGGGAAUUGGUUGUGGCAAAGGCCAAUAUCCAGGAGUUUACACUCGAGUCGAAAAAUUCUUACCAUGGAUAACCAAGAACCUCAAACAAUAAACUAGCACGUAGCAAGAUUUAUUUAUGUGAUUUCAAUCAAUAAAAAAAUUGCCAUAUUA
Dendroctonus ponderosae (mountain pine beetle) is the source of this 1601-nucleotide messenger RNA. RefSeq names its product proclotting enzyme. The transcript has 7 exons. Bases 94 to 1542 code for a protein of 482 amino acids. Gene Ontology annotation, molecular function: serine-type endopeptidase activity. Gene Ontology annotation, biological process: proteolysis. NCBI's taxonomy places the organism in Eukaryota, Metazoa, Arthropoda, Insecta, Coleoptera, Curculionidae. The record is from RefSeq and is a predicted model, not a curated record.